AUGGAUUAUUAAUUACCUUCUUUGGCAGAACCAUUCACAUGGGUUUCUUAUAGUAUUUUAGGCAUUUUGGUAGGAUUAUCAUAAGCUGGUGGCAUUGGUGGUGGUCCAAUAAUAUCCCCAGUCAUGAUGGUUUUACUGGGAUGUCCUAGUAAAAAAGCAAUUUGGAACACUUACAUAAUGCUUUUGGGAGGAAGUCUUGGUAAUUUCCUAAGAUUAGGAAAAGAGAGAGUAAUAAUUUAUAUUUAAAUUGCUUUAGACUGCUAAUGGAAGUGCUCCAUUGAUCAAUUAUUAAUUGGUUCAAAUUACAUUACCAUUAUUAUUGGCUGGAGCAAUUUUGGGAGUUGCAACAGGUAAAUGGUUGCCAAAACUAAUGAUUGUGAUCUUUUUGUUCGGUAUAUUAAUGACAGUCUUUUUAAAAACGAAGAGUUUAUACAUAAAAACACGUAGUAAAGAAAUGAAUGAACAAUUAAUACCUGUUGAACUAAAAGAAUUAACAGUAUAAAAAGAGAGUAAUCACUCAAAAGAAUUGAAUAUAAUAAGGGAGAAAGAUGCAAGACUCUAUCCAAUAGAACCAUUAACAGAAAUCAGCUUAACAAUUUUGAUAAUAAUAGUUGUUACAUUAUUAAAAGGAUCAGGAGCAGUACCAUCUCUACUUGGUAUUGAUUAUUGUGGCUAUGGUUAUCAUUUCUUAAAUUUCAUCAUCUUUGGAAUUGCUUUUUAUAAUGUAUAAAGAUAUAGAAAAUUAAUAUCAAAAGAUGAAGAAUAUAAGGAAUCUAUAGGUUAUGAUUUUGCAGAUGGUAAAAUGAGUGCAGUAUUUGAUAUUACAGUGAAAUCCAGUCUUUAUGCUGGGUUUUUGGGAGGACUUGUUGGUUUAGGAGGAGGUGUAGUAUUGACUCCUCUUUGGUUAGAAACUGGAAUAAAUCCUCCUAGAGCAGCUGCUUCUGCUACAUUCACAGUUUUAUUUACUUCAUCUAUUUCAGUUUUUAUUAUUGCUCUUUCAGGAGGUUAUUAAUUUUCUGAAUUCAUUAUUUUAGGGGUAAUAACAUAAAUAUAUAAUUUAAGUUGGUUUCUAGUUUUGGUAGUUAUUUGGUUGCAGGAUUCCUUAAAAAAUUAGUGAAAAAAUAUAAAAGAGAAUCUAUUCUAAUAUAAGUGCUUUUAGGAGUUAUAAGUUUUGGAUUAAUUAUACUUCCAUUUUAAUCUAUUAAAGAUGUAUAUUCAAAUCCUCUUGGUGCAAUUUAAUUUGGUCGUUUAUGCUGA
Messenger RNA from Paramecium pentaurelia, 1257 nucleotides. NCBI's taxonomy places the organism in Eukaryota, Ciliophora, Oligohymenophorea, Peniculida, Parameciidae. The record is from the annotation of a GenBank genome assembly.